CAAAAAUGAGAGAAAGACCGAGCGCAAGCAACGCAUUCCCGCACCAAAAUGCGAGCAUCUUUCAUGAAGGAAGCUGCAGUUUCUUCUUGAUUGAGCAGCGCGAUAAGUUUCUUGUUUGAGUUGUGCAGUUCCUGGCGAGUGAGCUCGAGGUGUCAGAAAACACAGACGAGGUUCUAUUGCGUAGAGAGUGAGGACGACACGAUCUCUAUCUCUCUGUUUCAAAAAGAAUAAAUCACAUAGAUUCGAGAGAUCUACUUUCUCAUCUAAAAAUUCCCCGUCAGUAUGUAGCUCUCACAAGAAGUCAAACACUGGCAAGUAGCAAUCAUGACGGGGGAGUCCAAAGUGAAAAAGGUGAUUGUGCACCGGUUUUCGCUGGCGGGCGGGAAUUUGGAGCUGGAGCUUCCCGGUGAGACCUCCGUUGCGGAGAUCCGAGAAACGGUGUUCAAGGAGGCCCGGGCCCGGGAUGAGAAAAAAUACAAGAUCGACUUCGAGCAGAAGAAAGUGCGGUUAUUUCUCUCGCACUUUGAGCUGAUCGAGGACAACAUCGACUUUCUCCUCGAGAACGAGAACCUGGACAAUGCCGCUUCCUCGCCGCUGCAGAUCCGGAAGGAAAAGGUGUACGAGUCGCGGUAUCAGUCCGGGAAAGAGCUCUACGACGCGAUGACCCUGUACGACCUCUGCGACAUGCUGCAGCAAGAUCCGCCCCACAAAGCCAGCCUGCUCGGCUUGACCUCGGGACACCCAUCUCGGCCCAGUUCCGCGCAAAGCUCAGCACGGAGAAGAAACCGAUCCCGGUCCCAGUCCCGAGCUUUGUCGCCGAACCGCAGCCCCAGGUCCCCCGGCAGGACGCGAACCCAACCGAGUCCGGAGCGGGUGGCGUCGCGGUAUUCCCCCAAGCCCAGCCCCCGAGGCGGCGGAGCCCCCGUAGUUCCUGCGCCGGGGGGCAUCACGAACCGGAUCAGCUCACCUAAACCGACGCCGAGCUCGCCCGGGGGCGUGAGUCAGAGUCAGCACAACAACUACCAGCAAAUAAAGGCUUCCCCAGCGUCCUCCCGUGGGCUGAAGUCGCCGAGCACGCCCGGCGGCAGAAGCUCGCGGCACGGAGCGCAGCACUUGAUGCAGGGCCGGAACCUGAACCAGUAUUUCGAGGUAUCACAAGGAAAAAUCCCCGCACCCCAUAUCGAAAACGAAAUUUGUGAUGCUGUAUUUGCGUACACAAAUCAGAUUUGUGAUGCUGGAGAGGACUGCAGGCCCCUAUCGAGCCUGAAGAGAGAGGUUUUUGUGUAGGCGCUUAGCAUGAAAAACGUCCGCGCUGUAGGCCCAACAGCAUGACAAACCGCCUGCAUAAUGCGGCGGAGCCGGUGGAGUUGCCGACUUGCAAAACAGACCCGAUUUGUUGUCACAAAUCAGCAACACAAAUUUUCGAAAACGCACCUCAUCAUUAUGGGGAGGGGGGAUUUUUCCUUUUGAUUCGAGGACGCAUUCGAGGAACUGACGAUUGCGCCGAUGCAUUUGCGGAAAGAGAAGCUGUCGACGGUUUUGUUGAGCGAUGAAGUGCCGCUUUCCGCAAAUAUGCUGCGGAUCCCGCCCUCGCACAGGGACUUGGUGCACUCCCGGGCGGCGGGAGGGAGAGGGGUACUUACAGUAGCAAAGUGGAACGCUUGGUUCUGUGGUCCUCGGUUCAAUUGUUGAUUUGCAUGUAGUUGGAAGAUUUUGCUGUUUGACUCAGAAAUGGCAUACAAAUAGGUGGAUAAGUUUUAUUCAAAACGCAAUAGAAAUAGGAACCAUGUAGCAUCCACUCUGAAAAUCAAAAACCACAAAACAUUCUCAGGACCUGUACCCCGAGCAAUCGGAGGACGAUCCGACGAAAGUUUCGGAUGACGAGGAUGUGGAGGAGGAGAAAAAGCCGGUGCCCAAGAUCAAACCCGGCGGCGACUUCAUUCAGCUCGGCCACCGGCGCCGCGUCGACGAGAUUCACAUCUCCGCCUACGUCUCGGUGAAUUGGCCCCUCUGCAUGGGGGAGCCCAGCGACGUGUGGAAGCGGCGGCAGAAGGUGUUUGCGGACUUUCGUGCGGGCAUGAAGGGCGGAGGCGUCCUGUCCAAGGAGAUGUUUCAGAGGUUGUUGAAGGUAAGUCUGAGUGCAGCUUUUUGUGAAAAACGUAUAUAGUUUAUCGUACAUCGCGACCUACUGGUCGUGCGUCAAUAGUCGCAUGGCGUGUUUCUUCCUAUCGCUCACCGCAUGAGGUAAAGAAAUCUUUAAUGCGAAUUGCUUACACUGAUCCAACACAGGUUGACGGCUUUGCCUCCACCAACGCGGGCAUUGCGUCUAUGGACUACGAAACCUCGAAUAGCCUGCAGAACACGCUCCUCCCGCCGCCCAUGAUGUCGCCCUUCGGCGGGAAUCUGUACCUGGACAAACUGCAAACGCCGCCACGGGCGACGGGCUUAACCGGCUUGGGGCCGCAGGGGUCUUUUUUGCAACGGCAGGCGUUUUCGGAAAUCAAGUUGAACACGACACUGGGCCGAACUUUGUUCUCCGCCCACUCCUAUCAAAUGUAAAAAUGUGGUCUGGGUCUGGAGACUUGUGAUGCAAAGAAGGGAAUAGUGAAAACAUUAUAAUGCGCUGCCCAGCAUGAGCAUGACAAGUCUUGACGUGGUUCUGAGUUGCGUACUCCGCAUGGGAAACUGCGCUGUUGCAUGUUGACAGGUAAGAGGAGCUGCCCGCGGCCACGCAAUACAGAGUUCAGAGUCAUGCCAGACUAGCAUUACAAAUCUCGCAAUCUCCCAGACCAAGACAUAUUUGCAGUUGAUAACUCCGGCGCCACCAGAAUUGUGAACGCCAGUCGGACGGUCAACCCCACGGUGGCGAUGAAAAGGCCGAAAACCCCGGCAAACUACAAAAAUACGGACGUGUGAGCAGGGGGUCUUGCAAGGAGUCGUGGUGGCACGACCUGACCUCAGUCUAAAGACUACAACUUUAUUGCGGUCAAAGUACUGUGUGUCCCCCGGGUCUUGUAGGAUUGGAGUAAUCAUAAGCAUAUGGAAGGUACUGCAGAAGUUGUGAGAACCAGGACAGUGGCUUCCAUCUCUUGUAUGAUUUUUGGUUUCACUUUUGAAUUUGAAAGCCUUCUUGGAAGAGUUGAGUUUCCUUUUGUGGAAAGACGACCUCUCUGUACCAUUUUUGACACGUCGAAAAAUACUCGAUGGAGUUUCACAAGUGAGUAUGAU
Amoebophrya sp. A120 is the source of this 3228-nucleotide messenger RNA. The record is from the annotation of a GenBank genome assembly. Lineage: Eukaryota; Dinophyceae; Syndiniales; Amoebophryaceae.